AACUCUGUAGUUAUCUCUAACCACAACAAUAACCAAACCUUCUUAACCCCAAACCAUUUAAUCAAUAAACUGAACCAGUCCAGACAGCAAUAAUUAAAAACGGGUACCUUUAUAUCGAAUAGGUUUAUAAACCGGUUUCCCUCCAAAUCCCAAAUCGAAGUGACUGAACCCUAGCUCCCACCUCGCAAAUCGAUUUCACCAUUUUUUUCACACUCUUUCUCCAGCGUUCUUUCUCUGUGCGCAAUCCCUUCACACUUCACGCUCUAACGGAUCAAUAGCGCUUUCUCAUUAUCAUUUACCUAAAGAAUGAGCAGUUCUGGAGACAGCUCCCCCGAUUGGUUGCGUUCUUUUCAGGUACCCACUCCUGAUUCGCCGGUGGCACUGUCAUCUGAUUCCGAGCCUUUACGUGAUAGUGGUGGCUUUUCAGAUGAGGAUAGAAAAAGUCUUCAAAUAGAUGAUCAAACACCAUCCAGAGGGAAGAAAAUGGAUACGCAGAAGGAGAAAAAUGGAAAGAGGGAGGAUAAGAAGAUCAAGCUUGACUCUGACACUGACAACGAAACCAAGCACAGAGAACCCAUUCGUUCACUGUGGGAACUGUCAUCAGAUUCCGAGUCAUACCGUGAUCAUAUUCCAAAAACUGAAGAUGAUAUUGAUCAGGUGGAAACUUCUAAGCCCCAAAUAUCUCCACCUCCUAGUGAAGUAGAAUGUAGGGAUGGACUUCCUGACAAAGAUGGAAAGUCUCCAUCCAAAAAGGUUUCAAAAGCAAAGACGGCACAAAAACAAAUAAUGGUAGAAGGCUGUACACCAGUAAAAGGGAAGAAAACAAAGGUUAAUGUAAAUGGGAAAGGUGAUGAUGGAGAUGUAGAGGUUAAAGAGGAAGAAACUGUUGAAAAGCAUGUUGGACCAAAUGUUUCCUCCUCAAUGUUGCCUUUGAUGCUUUCUGAGAAAGUUCACCGUACAAAGGCUCUUAUUGAGUGUCAAGGUGACUCCAUAGAUUUGAGUGGUGAUAUGGGAGCUGUAGGGCGGAUUAUCAUCUCAGAUUCCCUUUCUGGGGAUCCGGAAAUGGGCUUAGAUUUGAAAGGAACAGUCUACAAAACAUCUAUAGUUCCUUGCCGGACGUUUUGCGUUGUAAGCUUUGGGCAGUCGGAGGCAAAGAUAGAGGCCAUCAUGAAUGACUUCGUACAGCUGAAUCCACCGUCUGAUGUUUAUGAAGCCGAAACUAUGGUUGAAGGGACAUUGGAUGGUUUUUCCUUUGAUUCUGAUGAGGAAGCUGGCAAGAAUCAGAAAGCCACCCACCCAUCUGAUCAAAACGAGCACGCCGAGGAACACACACCUGGUAAAUCUAAACGGAAGGCAGACAAAACAUCAGGUACUGAAAAGAAAAGAGGUAGAAGUACCGGCGGAAAAUCACAGUCAAAGAUAUCCAAGAAAAAAGCUCCAAGUUCCAAGAGAGCAAAGACUAAGAAAUGAGUCAAAGAAACAUUCUAUAACUUGUUAUAUAUGCCUUGUACUUGAAUUAAAAAUACAGAUGUUGAAUCAAUUUGCCAACGACAGAGAUGGCAAAUCGGCGAUAGAUCAGUUGUUGUUAGAAUUCUUACCAAACCCUGUGCAGGAGAAUUUAAAGAAUAUAGUCUGCUGGAUGAGUUAUUAUCAAUUUCUUAUCUAUGUUCCUCCUUAUCAGACCUGGUUUAGUAUUUCAAUUUGUUUGUUA
Messenger RNA from Lathyrus oleraceus (garden pea), 1711 nucleotides. RefSeq names its product DNA-binding protein BIN4. Gene Ontology annotation, biological process: chromosome organization; DNA endoreduplication. Gene Ontology annotation, molecular function: double-stranded DNA binding. The coding region runs from base 307 to 1470 and encodes 387 amino acids. The transcript is spliced from 13 exons. Gene Ontology annotation, cellular component: DNA topoisomerase type II (double strand cut, ATP-hydrolyzing) complex; nucleus. The record is from RefSeq and is a predicted model, not a curated record. NCBI's taxonomy places the organism in Eukaryota, Viridiplantae, Streptophyta, Magnoliopsida, Fabales, Fabaceae.